Quercus robur (English oak) is the source of this 519-nucleotide messenger RNA. RefSeq lists its product as uncharacterized. NCBI's taxonomy places the organism in Eukaryota, Viridiplantae, Streptophyta, Magnoliopsida, Fagales, Fagaceae. Gene Ontology annotation, molecular function: zinc ion binding; nucleic acid binding. The transcript has a single exon. Bases 1 to 519 code for a protein of 172 amino acids. The record is from RefSeq and is a predicted model, not a curated record.
AUGGGGAACGAUAUAAAAAUCACGGAGGUUGGGGAUGGGCUAUUCCAGUUCAAAUUCUCAAUGGAAAGCCAACUAAAUUGGGUGAUCAACAAUGGACCGUGGAGUUUCGAUAACCACAUCCUGUUACUACGAAGAUGGGAAAAAGGAAUGACGGUAUUCUCAGUAAAGUUCUUGACUGUUUCGAUUUGGGUACAAGUGUGGGGUUUACCCUUUGAUUUGAUAAAAGAGGAGGUCGGGAGAGACAUCGGUAAAGGGAUUGGAAGAGUUAUUGACGUGGAUAGCAAAGCUAUUGCCUCUGAUCAGGCAAGAUUCCUUCGAGUUCGAGUGGAGAUGCCGUUGGAUAAACCUAUUCGCCGAUGGGCUCCUAUACUUAGCCCGGAGGGUGAUAAGGUUUGGGUGGCCUUUCAAUAUGAAUGCCUUGUUGGACUUUGCUUCCGGUGUGGAUUGCUCGGCCAUGAAGCUAAAGCAUGCAUCGACGCAAAUGGAAGGGAGGGAGAGGAAAGCCCGUAUGGAGACUAG